AUGUCGGACAUGCCCGCUAGAACCUUUAGCGAGGCUGAUCGACAACAGCAAGCUCACUCCCAGCAUCGUUCGACUUCCCAAACAUGGUCUCCAAACGUCGACACUCCUUCUGCUACCAGCCCUGCUUCCGCAGCAUCGAAACGCUUUGCUGCUGCCGGCCCAUCCUCACCUCGAACACCUAUCAAAAGACCAUGGGAGUCCCCUCCACAGCGAUACACCAGUGCCGUUGGCCAGGAAUCCGCCGAGGAGGAUGAACUCAGUGAUGAAACUUCGAAUGCCUCGCUCGAUAGCCGCAAUCCACUGCAGGACCGUCGCCUCGCCAUGUCCAAGCGCAAAGACACCAAAGCCGUUCCUAGUGCACCGAGCCCCAAAAGAUCCAAACGGGCGGACGCGGAGACGUCACCUGCAGCAAGGUCACGUUCUGGUCAUAUGGAUCCAAAAGAAGCUCGAAGCCGGUCAUCAUCGCCAAGAACGCGCGUCUCAGCACCCUCUGCUGACCGUCCAGACCCAACAGAAGAUUCAAACCGGCCAUCUGAACGUGUACUGGCAAUGGACGAGAUCGACACGUUCCUCGACUUGAUCUAUAAGCAUCACCCAGAGGCUAUGACAGCUGAAAACAUGCGACAAAGUGUCGAAGCUCUCUACAGCGACUGGGAGGAGUACUGUGCCCGUCGUCAAGUGCCAGUCAAGUUGGCAAAGAAGCCUCUGAUGGACGAGUACCACAAGAUCUUCCACGGUGUCUAUGGUCCCGAGCAUCAAGCCAAGGCGAGAUCCAUCGCACACGAGCUCUCACAACGAUCGGCCAAAGCUUCUGCGGCUGAGGAUGCCGGCGACGAUCGAUCCACUCACCGACGAGACAGCUCGAGUCGACGUAGCCUGACGCGUUCAUCGACUGACGAAGAUAGCGACGACGAAGACGCCGGCGCUGGCGAUGCAGCGACGGGUGGCGAUGCUGAUGCUCCAAGUGCCCCACCGCAAGGCAGCAAGAAGAAGGCCGAUGCAGACGAAGCGGCGUCAUCGAAAAAGUCCAACAUCGCUCAAGUCGGUCGCAAUGGCCUUGCUGUGCUUCCUCCAGGUCUCUUUGACAUUCUACGCAACCAUCUUCGCGACGAUAUCCUCUCGAGCAUCAUGCCGUCCGUGCGCAACGAUCUCACCGAGCAGACGCGCGAGCUCUUCUUACAGAAUCAGGAUCUCUUCGGUCGCAUCAAGGAGAUGGAAGACCGCAUCCGGAAUCAAGAUCUCUGGAUCCGACACCUGCUAUCUCGAGACCCUGCCGAUCUGACUACGUCGCCAGUUGGAGCUCACAUGGGCGCUACUGGCCUCGCAAGCGCAAGUGUUGAGCCGGCUGCUGCAAAGGCUCGUCCGUUCUCGGCUUCUGCGAGGGAUCCAGCGAGCCUCGACAGGCAACCUCGUCACGGACCUUCCUCGUCGGAGAGCGAGUUGGCUGGUGGAGCACCUUCAGGCGACUACUUUGUUGGAGCUGGACCCAUGUCUCCCCGUCAUCCACCGCGAAACGAAGCAAGGCAGUUCGCGCAGCAGGGCAUGCCGGCUCCUCAUCCAUGGGAUGGACGGUCGGCUGCUCCGGGCUCAGGUCCCAGCGUCUCGUCUAAUGUCUUUGGUGCUGGCCGAUGGGAAGCUGACGUCCCUCCUCAAAGUACAUACAGGGAUCGUCCGCCUCACAAACGUCGGUCUUCACACACAUCCGAAGCAGCUCGCAGGCCCACCUCGUGGCAAGGUGAGCCACAAGGUGGUCGAGCUCAGCGACCACACCAACAUUUCGGCGAGCGGCAUGAGUUGCUAGAGGGUCGUUACGAGCCUCCUGCAGGCCAACAAUCCAACGAACCUCGAAUGUCUUUCAGCGAGCGUCGUCGGCUGAGUGCCUUCAGCAGUAGUGGUGGACCCAGUGGACCACGAGGCGGCGCAAUUGCACCGACUCCCCUGUCCACCGGGCCAGGUGGCAUGCACGAAGAGUUCCGUCGACCUGGACCUCCGAUGCACAUGCGAGAUUCGGCCAUGUCGCCCGCCGAGCCUGCUUAUAACACUCGUAGACCGCAUCUAGGAAUGCCGAUCAGCCACUCCGAGCAAUACCUUGGCCAUCCGGAGCCGAACAAGGCGCCCUUGCCACCCAGGACAGUAGGUGCUGGUGUGUCUCCAGAGAUCCAAAAGAACAAAAGGGGUCGACCAAGCAAAGCAGAGAUGGCAAGUUCAAGGGUGGACCCGAGUCAGAUUGGUCGAGGAACUUUCGGUGGCAGUUCGCAUCCUGCGUCGCAGCCUAGACCCUACCUGUCGUGA
Molecule: messenger RNA, 2292 nt
Organism: Ustilago hordei
Lineage: Eukaryota; Fungi; Basidiomycota; Ustilaginomycetes; Ustilaginales; Ustilaginaceae
Exons: 1
Coding region: 1-2292 (763 amino acids)
Source: RefSeq, a predicted model, not a curated record